This is a messenger RNA of Patella vulgata (common limpet), 2314 nucleotides long. Its product is annotated as ferrochelatase, mitochondrial. The transcript is spliced from 11 exons. The record is from RefSeq and is a predicted model, not a curated record. Bases 125 to 1399 code for a protein of 424 amino acids. NCBI's taxonomy places the organism in Eukaryota, Metazoa, Mollusca, Gastropoda, Patellidae. Gene Ontology annotation, biological process: heme biosynthetic process. Gene Ontology annotation, molecular function: protoporphyrin ferrochelatase activity.
AGUCUAAGACAAAGAAGGUUGUUUCUAUUUUCGUCCAUUUUGGGUUUAGAAUGACAGCGUGACGAUAUUGAUGACGUAUGAAAGGGUCUUUCGAACACUAGAGGGCGCUACACCAUAGGUAAACAUGUCAAGCAUGGCGAAACAGGUCUGUGGAAGGGCUGCCGGUGUUUUGAUUUCAAGUUUUCGAAGUCUACCCCAUUCUCCAUUGUCAGGCUGUCAUGGAGCAUCUGUUACUGCUUGUCAAAAUAGAUAUGCCAGUACAAGUUCAAAACCAAAAACUGGUAUUCUCAUGUUGAAUAUGGGAGGUCCAGAAACAACGGAUGACGUACAUGACUUUCUCUUAAGACUUUUCUUAGAUAAAGAUUUGAUUCCUUUACCGGCACAGAGUCGUUUGGCUCCAUGGAUUGCAAAGAGAAGAACCCCAUCUAUUCAAGAUCAGUAUAGAAAAAUUGGAGGAGGAUCACCAAUUAAAAAAUGGACUGAAAAACAAGGCCAGGGCAUGGUGGAAUUGCUUGAUAAAAUUAGUCCAGAAACAGCACCACACAAAUUUUAUGUAGGUUUUCGUUAUGUAAAUCCUUUAACAGAAGAUUCUAUUGAACAGAUGGAAAGGGAUGGUUUAGAAAGAGCUGUUGCCUUCACACAAUACCCACAAUACAGUUGCUCUACAACAGGAAGUAGUUUAAAUGCUGUAUAUAAACAUUAUGCAAAGAGGGGUGUACCAAGUGACCUUAUAUGGAGUGUGAUUGAUAGAUGGCCGACACAUAAAGGUCUGGUCAAGGCUUUUGCUGAUAAUAUUCGUAAAGAGAUCGCCAGAUUUCCAAAAGAGGACAGAGAUGAUAUUGUUAUUCUUUUCUCCGCCCAUUCAUUGCCAAUGAAAGUGGUUAAUCGUGGAGAUCCUUAUCCUACCGAAGUAGCGUCAACUGUACAACGAGUAAUGGAAGAAUUAGGUCAUAGUCAUUCUUACAGACUUGUAUGGCAAUCAAAGGUGGGACCACAGCCUUGGUUAAGUCCACAAACUGAUGAAGCCAUUAAAGGUUUAUCAGCUAGAGGAAAGAAAAAUCUACUAUUAGUGCCUAUUGCCUUUACUAGUGACCACAUAGAAACAUUGUAUGAAUUAGAUCUGGAAUAUGCCCAACAUUUGGGAGCUGAGUGUGGAAUAAAAAACAUAAGAAGAGCAGCAUCUCUGAAUGAUAAUCCAAUAUUUAUUGAAGCAUUAGCAGAUAUAGUGAAGACCCAUCUUCAUUCCAAUAAUGUCUGUUCACGCCAGUUAUUAUUAAGAUGUCCGAUGUGUACUAACCCAACAUGUGGACAGACCAAGGAAUUUUUCUCUUCCCAACAAGAAUACUUAGAUGUUCUAGUAGAAGAGUCAAGUGGUCUCAAACGGUCUCAGUCCACAUAAAAGAAUCUGAAUAUUGAAUAACAAGUGCUAUUUUUUCUGAAAAGAAGAAUCAUUGAAUUCCUGUCUUCCACAAUCUAUUCAUAUUAUUAUAUGGCAUUACGCUUGGUUAAAGGUUAGGAUUGAGUAUGGCUCUCAACAGUAUUAUAGCUUAGAAUAUAUAAGAUUCUGAUAAUAAUAAGGGUGUGAUCUGUGGAAGUCAAUGUUAGUGCUUUAAUUAAGCCCUGGUGUACUGUUUAUUUAUAUGUUUUACUGGGAGACAUGGCUACAGACUGAUAUUUUUGGGUUAAACAGGGAUGUUAAAAUUCUAGGUAAAAUUCUUUGAUUAUUUGCAUUUAGUAGGUGCAGAUGAGGUUGCAUUAUAGCAAGUACUUGUAUUAAGAAAGACAUUUUUGACUAUUGUUUGAAAAUUUUUGAAAGAUAACAAAUUGUAUAUGUUGUUGGUAUAUUAUGCAUUUUCUUUCUACUUUCUGAAGUCAAAUAUUUAAUGAAACCUAAUCUAUUUCUACCUCUAUCUUUGUGUGUUUCUUUCUUUCAAGGAAUAAUGGGGAAUUUGUUGUAUUUUUGUUUUUGUUGAGAAUUGUUAGAAUAAAUGAGUCAUACAUAUUAAGUCAUUGAAAGAGGAUGUAGCUGCAUGAUUGCUUAUAUAAGUUCUAAAAAUGAAUCUUUAUUUAAAUUAUACAUGGUUAGCUAGUAACUACCUAUCUGUGCAUGUUAUUUUACUUAUAUUAUUGUUAUACAUGACACUGUCAAUCAAACUGACAUAAAACCAUAUACAAUCAAAUGAUGCACAGAUGUUUUUUUUAUGAUAAUGAAGUGAGUUUAGAUCAAGAUAUGAUAACGAAUUGUGUAAUAACUGGUACUGUUUUAGAUAUUAAAAACUAUUAUAAUGUUCUUUUUUAAAAUAUAAAAUUAAGC